Messenger RNA from Homarus americanus (American lobster), 4162 nucleotides. RefSeq lists its product as uncharacterized. The transcript has 5 exons. Lineage: Eukaryota; Metazoa; Arthropoda; Malacostraca; Decapoda; Nephropidae. The record is from RefSeq and is a predicted model, not a curated record. Bases 1055 to 2560 code for a protein of 501 amino acids.
UUUUUUAUGAUUUUAUUUAUUAAUUUAUUCAGUCAACAGGAGUAUUAGAUGAUAUACCUCUAUGUUUAUUUUGGAUGAUGUUACAGUAUUUUAUUUUCAUCUAGUUAAUUCUACAUGAAGAUUAACCACCCUAAUGCUAAUCUAAUCUAACCUAACCUAACCCUUAAAGUAGAAUCAGGGUGUUUAAUCUGAAGGUGAAAUAUGUUGGGAUAGAGAAUCUUCAGGUGAUCCUUAAAAUGAUAAGUGUUUUACUAAUCUACAGUCCUCUCCUCAGAUUGGGUGUUAAUCGGCAUAAUGCAACCAAAGGCUCCAUGACCUACUGUCAUCUGAAAGGAAAAAAGUUUAUAAAUAAAUGAAUUUAACAUAAUUUAAUCAGGAGACAAGAUAAGGAAACACACUGGGCUAAAGACAUACACUCCUCUCCCUUAGAAGAUGUGAUGGCCUCUCUCAAAUUCUUAGGCUUUCAUUUAUUGUAUAUGCAGUUUACAUGAAGGCUUUACUGAUGCACUGUUACUUGGCUGGAUAGUUUUAUCUCCUCUGUUGUGUGUAAGAGUCAUUCAGUUGUAAUAAGGAGGGCCACAAGACUGGUGCCUGCACUACUGGCACCUUAGUUACUCGAGAGAUGAGAAGGCCUGUAGUUGCCCAGCUUUUAGACGAGCAAGGGAUGACUUAUAAAAAUCUAUAAACACCUCCGAGGAUAUAACUCAGUCGAGUGUUCAUAUCUGAAGCUGGCGGACGCCCCGCCCUUGGAGGGAUCACAGCUCAUGGCUGAAGAAGCCACACAUUCAGGAAACUGUCAUGGCAUACUUUUUUUGAGUGAGAAUUAUAAACUCUUGGAACAAUUUGCCAGAGAGAUUUGUGACGGCACCAAGUGAGAGCUCCUUCAAGACCAGAUUUAACCAACACAGGCACAGGUACAGAAACAGUCAGGAGCCACUGCAUGCCCAGUACUUGCAAACAGUGCCAAUCACCCAAGCGGCUAACGAGCCGAUCGGUGGUGAAGAUGAUAAGAGGAAAGGAUAAAGUAAUAUGCAGUAAUACUCUAUAAGACAAGAUGACAAUGCCACAGGAACCCAUCAAACUUAUAUGUGUAAUUUGUAAAACAACUUCUCCCUCUGUUGAUUCUUGGAGGAAAAUUAAUUCUAUCUCUGGCAGGAAGAAAAACCUGUCAAAUUUAAUCUUUAAAUAUGGUGAAGUGAAAGUCAUCAAAGGUGUUAUGUGUAAUAAAUGUGAGAGACGACUGUUAAGUAUUGAUGAUUAUGUUUCUGAGUUCCGGGAAACUUGUCAGAAUAAUCUUCAUCUGUUAGACAACAAGUGUUUUUCCCAGACUAGUAACAAAUACACACAAGAUAAAGACAAUGAGAGCAACCCUGCAGGUACAGUACAAAACAGCAAGUGUGUGAAAGUGCAAUUCUUUAAGGCACCAUUUUCCACUAAACAACAAAUUAAAACAGAUGUGUCCACACCAGAAAACUUCCCGAUCCCUCUCGCUCAAGUUCUGCCGAAGAAGGACAUCAGUUUGUUACCUUUAAACUAUAAGGUUCCAAAGACCUCAGAACCUGGACCAACACACAUUUCGGAUUCAGAUCAUACAUAUUCACAAGAGUUAUACCAAGAGACAGAAGCCACAGCCAAAAAAAUAAAGUUGGAAAGUGUUGUUGAAGAGGGAAAAGCCAUUAAGUGUUUAUCCCAACUCUUACACUGCCAACAGCCAGACAGCGACCAGAUGACCACCAGCGAAUGUGAGAAAAUUACUUCCAUUUUACGAUUACAAUCAAGAAAAGAACUUGUGAAAUGUUUAAUGAAUUUUGGCCCGAUCCAUGAUGUUAUUGAAGAAGUCUUGGUAUCUAAAUUGUCAAAGGCAGGUGAUACUCUUUUAAACAGAGAACUUGGACAGAUAAGUGUUUUAAGGAAAAAGGAUUGUUCAGAUGUAGAAUACUUGGAAUGGGAGAAAAUUGUCUUAGAAUUUGCUUGUGAAUUUCCUUUGCUGGCCAAAACUUUCUUAGCCGUCAUGUUGCCGAGCCAUUUAUCAAGACAGUCAACACUUGAUCUCCUGCCUUUGUUGAUACCGAGACUUGGAGUUUUGUACGGUGUUUUGGCUCGAGGAUGUGACGAGGAAGUGAGCCACGACCAACACAAUACUUACGUCACUGUGGAGGACAACUCUCAUGACAACAAGGUGUCCCGGAUUGAUGCUAAUGAGCGCUUGAAGCAGGUUGAGGCAUACCUGAAGACUGGCACACUACCUGUACUCAAGAUGAACUAUCAUGAGAAACAGAACUUUAUUCGAUUUUGCGUGAAGUUCCAGUUAUCUGAUGAUGGUAAAACGCUAUACUACGUCAGCCUCAAACAGACAGAAAAACGACUUGUCAUCUUUCAGCAAGACAUACGGGAAAAGGUUCUCGGUGAGUGCCACAGUGACCCUGACUCUGGGGGUCACCUGGGGCUGACUCGGACACAGAAGAGAGUGAGUCAGACCUACUACUGGAUGAGCAUCACCAGGGAUGUUACUGAAUGGAUUAAUAAGUGUCCCCAGUGUCAAAAACACAAAAAUGUCUAAGACACAGUUGACUCCAUGUCACCCAGUUGAAGUGGGAUGAGUCCUGUGGAGGAUAAUUAGACUUGGCUUUGAUUGGCCUUUUUUCUGAAAUCUUUGAGAGGCAUGCGGGAAGUUACAGUACUUCUCCCUUACCCAUCAAGUGUACUGCUUUAGUGGCUGGUCCGAGUAUAGCACACCACUUCGGUCCAACUAAGCAUUUCAUCACCAACUAUAGCAGGGAACAAAGAAAUUUACAAGAUUUUUCACAUUAUCUGGACUGUGACACUGACCCAGUAAGCACAUCACAUGGAGGUAUAUCAAAGAGUAUUGGGGACAGCCAGGACAACCUACAGUACUUAUCAACCAUUCCUAGUGUUCUCAUCAUGGCAGAGUAUACAAGAAAGUCAUCACCAUUUUACCAGAUGUGUGAUUUCCCUCCCUGAGCACUCCACCAGCCAUCUCCUGUGUUCUCAUCAUGGCAGAGUAAGCAAGAAGGAAGUCACCAUCUUUCCAGAUGUGUGAUUACCCUCCCUACGCAACCCACCAGCCUGGAUGCUGAGAUCACCAAGCAGUCGAGUUGAUUGAGUGCUAAGUGAUAUUGUGCUGGAAAGGUCUAAGGAGAUGGCUAUAGCUCAAAGGAAUUUACAUUUUCAUAAUAAAACAAACACAGUUCAAGUAUUAUAUAUGUUGGUACUCACAUAAAGUUGCUUCAGUUGUCAGUUUCAUUAUAUCAUUUUUGAUCAAUUAGAUCCCUUAUCCUUAUAAAGACACAUGCUGUUAUAUUAUAAUGGUGUCGUUCCUGUUAGAAUAAUGCUAAAAAAGCCCAGCAUAUACCUCAGUUGGCUACAGUUAAAAGAGAAAACAUAAUUUAUUCUAAUUUAAUGUGAUUUCUGCUUGGGGAUUUUCUUUUUAAGCAUUACUUGUCUUUACAGCAGUUUAUUUCAUAAUUUGUAUGUAAUUUUUCUCAUUUUGAUGUUUCUCAGUUGUUUUACUUUAUAAAGUUUAAAUUGGAACAUAGAGAGGUGCAAUACUCUUCUUAUUUUCCUUAAGAAGAGUUAUUUAUGCAGUGGUUUUCAGGCAGAGGUCAAAUUCAACUGCUGGAAAUCCUUGCUUUCUUUAAUCUUGUUCUUAGACUGCCAGGUUUGAUAUCACUGUAAAGUUUAAUUAUCAUUGUCGAGUUAUAUUUUUUGUUUAAAGUUGUAUAAAAUUAUUAACAUGUAGAAUGUCUUGUUAAUUUACAUACAAUUUUAAGAUGUGUAGAGAAUGUCUUUUUGUUAAAAAACUCUGACGUUGACAUGUAUAGAAUGAGUAUUAUUUAACGCAAAGUUUCGCCAGAACAUAUCCCACCCAUUGCCAUUAUUUUUUAUGAAAUUAAUUUAUCCAUUUAUCUUUAUUUUAUGUGAGGACACAUUAUUGUCAUCACCAUCAUCACCACCACCAUCACCAUCAUCAUCAUCAUCAUCAUCAUCAUCAUCAUCAUCAUCAUCAUCAUCACCAGUGCCAGAUUAAGGGGUUGGGGGGCCCUGGGCGACACCUAGCAGUGGGGGGGCCCCCUGCUGACAACUGAAAAUAAGUAUAGGCAAUAUCCAAGGUCAAUAGAAACAAUAAAAUUAGUAAUAAUGA